AUGCAGGGGUCAGGAUUGGCAAUGUCCAGAAGUUUUGGAGAUACUCAAAUGCAAUCAGUGGGAGUUACAUCAGAACCAACCAUUUAUGAGUCGAAGGUAAGACAACAGGAUUUGUUUAUGGUGAUUGCUUCAGAUGGUGUGUGGGAAUAUAUGACAAAUUAACAAGUGGCAAAGUUGGUUUAUGAGAAAUAUGAGUAAUAGGAUCAGGCAGCUUAGUACUUAAUUUAAUAGGCUCAGCAAUAAUGGAAGGAAAAUGAUGUGGUUGUAGAUGAUAUUAGUUGUAUUGUUGUGUUUUUUAAUUAAUCAUUAUGA
Messenger RNA from Paramecium tetraurelia, 312 nucleotides. RefSeq lists its product as uncharacterized. Gene Ontology annotation, molecular function: protein serine/threonine phosphatase activity. The transcript has a single exon. Gene Ontology annotation, biological process: protein dephosphorylation. The record is from RefSeq and is a predicted model, not a curated record. NCBI's taxonomy places the organism in Eukaryota, Ciliophora, Oligohymenophorea, Peniculida, Parameciidae.